Messenger RNA from Triticum turgidum subsp. durum (durum wheat), 594 nucleotides. The record is from the annotation of a GenBank genome assembly. NCBI's taxonomy places the organism in Eukaryota, Viridiplantae, Streptophyta, Magnoliopsida, Poales, Poaceae.
AUGAACGUGCUCCUGACGGACAGCUGCACCGCCAAGGUAUCAGAUUUCGGUGCAUCGAGGUUGAUCCCGCCGGAUCAUACGCACCUGGUGACCGUUGUCCAGGGCACGUUCGGGUACCUGGAUCCAGAGUACUACCACACCGGUAUGCUCAACGAGAAAAGCGACGUUUACAGCUUCGGGGUGAUCCUUGUUGAGCUCCUGACGAGAAGGAAACCCAUCAUCGAGAACGAGCACGGCGAGAAGCAGAACCUAUCUAGCUACUUCCUGUGGGCUAUGAGGGAGAGGAGACCCCUCCAAGAGACCCUGGACACACACAUCUUGUUCGAGGAAGGAAUCAGCGAGGAAAAGGUCCUGUGCGUGGCUCGGUUGGCGGAAGAGUGCCUCAGUCUCACGCGAGGGAACAGGCCUACCAUGAAAGAUGUGGAGAUGAGGCUGGAGCUCUUAACUGGGCGCCGUGUUGCACGACUUGCUGGCCAGGAACAGGUGGCGCCACGGCCGCGCUGUGGUGGCGUUGUUCCGGUGAUUGGUGACCACAGCUCACGACAGUUCAGCCAAGAGCAGGAGUUUGUGUCCUCUCUGCAAGUACCGCGCUAG